Messenger RNA from Danaus chrysippus (African queen), 996 nucleotides. The record is from the annotation of a GenBank genome assembly. Lineage: Eukaryota; Metazoa; Arthropoda; Insecta; Lepidoptera; Nymphalidae.
AUGGUCGUCUUCGUUACUGUUUUGUGGUUAUUAUUUUCUUGGGGAAAUGUGGGGAUAUUAAGUUUACAUGCCAAUGAUCCUCGCAGCAUUCCUGUGGCUGUGAGAAACAAGCUGUGCUCGGUGAAGAUGACUGACGAGCGGUCCCACUUGCCUUCGAGCGGCCGCAUGAUCUACUACGUCACACCUACGUACCCUCGGCCUGAACAAGUGCCAGAGUUGACCCGCCUCGCUCACACACUCAUGCACGUCCCUCGCCUGCAUUGGAUCGUAGCCGAUGAUCAGCCUGUCUGCUCUGAACUGGUCGAAGAUAUACUUAAACGCACCGGACUGCCGUUCACUCACAUAUCGAGUCCCAAGCCGUUCAUCUACAAGAGCAGCAACUUCCCCCGCGGGGUGUCCAACCGGCGGGCUGCCCUCGACUGGCUCCACGAGAACGUGUCUGAAGGGGUGCUGUACUUCGGAGACGACGACAACACGGUGGACCUGAGACUGUUCGAUGAGAUCAGGAGCACGGAGAAAGUGUCCAUGUUCCCUGUGGGGCUCAUUGGGGACUACGGUGUGUCCUCGCCUGUUGUCAAGGACGGAAAGGUGGUGGGUUUCUACGACUCCUGGCCGGGCGCGCGGUCCUUCCCCGUCGACAUGGCGGGCUUCGCGGUCAACAUGGCGAUGCUGCGUGAGGGAGCCACCAUGCCCUUCGUGGCCGGCCACGAGGAGGACGGCUUCCUCCGCAGCUUGUCCGUGGAGCUAACAGACAUACAACCUCUCGCUGAGAACUGCACCAAGAUACUGGUCUGGCACACUAAGACCGUCAAACACAAGAAACCCACCGUCAGGGUGGACCUCGACAAGCUCAAGAACUCCGGACGGUACCACAACCUCGCGAGCCUACUGAGAGAGACCUCCUACAUGGGCAUGGCCGAGGUCAGCGCUGACUCCGGGAUCAAAUCGUUCAUAACCAGCAACAGGAAGACCUUCCAAGCCCUCACAGAUUUGUGA